Messenger RNA from Oryza sativa Japonica Group (Japanese rice), 2119 nucleotides. Lineage: Eukaryota; Viridiplantae; Streptophyta; Magnoliopsida; Poales; Poaceae. The record is from RefSeq and is a predicted model, not a curated record.
CCGUCACCAACCUAGCUCGCGAGACAGCUCAUCAUUUGGCAGCGACACCCCGCAGCCCAGCUUCCAGCCACCGGCCACCGCCAUCAUCAUCCUCGCGAGCUCGCCUCCCUCCUCUCCCCUCCCCGUGUUCCUCUCCUUCCUCCUCCUCCUCCUCGAUUGGCCAGCCGCAUCCAGCAUCCUUCUUGGGGGUUUCGUCGAGGUCGGUGGUUGGAAGGGAGGAGAGGUGGGGGGAGCCAUGGCGAUGCGGCUGUCUUCGGCGGCCGUGGCGCUCGCGCUGCUUCUGGCCGCCACCGCCUUGGAGGACGUUGCCAGGGGCCAGGACACCGAGAGGAUCGAAGGGAGUGCGGGUGAUGUGCUGGAAGAUGACCCUGUCGGGAGGCUUAAGGUGUAUGUCUACGAGUUGCCCACUAAAUACAACAAGAAGAUGGUGGCAAAAGAUUCCAGAUGCCUCAGCCACAUGUUUGCUGCAGAGAUUUUCAUGCAUCGAUUCCUCUUGUCAAGUGCGAUCCGGACUUUAAAUCCGGAGGAAGCUGAUUGGUUCUAUACUCCAGUAUACACGACGUGCGAUCUUACUCCAUGGGGUCAUCCCUUGCCCUUCAAGUCUCCAAGGAUUAUGAGAAGUGCAAUUCAGUUCAUUUCCUCGCAUUGGCCCUAUUGGAACAGGACAGAUGGGGCAGACCAUUUCUUUGUUGUGCCACAUGAUUUCGGAGCAUGCUUCCAUUAUCAGGAAGAGAAGGCCAUUGAGCGGGGAAUCCUGCCAUUGCUUCGCCGUGCGACGCUGGUCCAGACUUUUGGGCAGAAGGAUCAUGUCUGCCUCAAGGAAGGGUCCAUCACAAUCCCACCAUAUGCUCCUCCUCAGAAGAUGAAAACUCACCUUGUUCCCCCAGAGACACCUCGAUCAAUCUUUGUCUAUUUCCGUGGUUUAUUCUAUGAUACCGCAAAUGAUCCUGAGGGUGGUUACUAUGCAAGAGGUGCCCGUGCAUCGGUGUGGGAGAACUUCAAGAACAAUCCUCUUUUUGACAUCUCCACAGACCACCCACCAACCUACUACGAGGACAUGCAGCGUUCCAUCUUCUGCUUGUGCCCUCUAGGCUGGGCUCCGUGGAGCCCCCGGUUGGUUGAAGCCGUUGUGUUCGGCUGCAUUCCAGUGAUCAUUGCAGACGACAUUGUCCUACCUUUUGCGGACGCGAUCCCGUGGGAUGAGAUCGGUGUAUUUGUGGCGGAGGACGACGUCCCAAAGCUGGACACCAUCCUGACAUCGAUACCAAUGGAUGUGAUCCUGCGGAAGCAGAGGCUGCUAGCGAACCCGUCGAUGAAGCAGGCCAUGCUGUUCCCGCAGCCCGCCCAGCCAGGUGACGCCUUCCACCAGAUACUCAACGGGCUGGGACGGAAGCUUCCACACCCGAAGAGCGUGUACCUGGACCCGGGGCAGAAGGUGCUGAACUGGACCCAGGGCCCGGUGGGUGACCUGAAGCCAUGGUAGGUCAGAUGCACCCACCCACCAUACAUAGUUGCUGCUGUCCUCGCUUGUUUGUGCGCACAGCACAUUCUUCAGAAGAUCAGAUGAGAGACUGAUGAUGAUCAGUAAAAGAAAACCAAGCCAAUCCGUUAAAUGUAAAGCCUCCUUUCUUCCUUCCUCCUACUACCUUUGCUUCUUUUUGAGACGAUGUGCCCUGCCUGCCCUGCGCCCUUGCCAGUGACAUUCCCUUGGUUUUUAUGUUGUUGUUGCUGUAGUAGUAUUAGACAACUGGUACCUAUAGGCGAUGAAGGUGUUGUAUCAUAUACUUAAGUGCUACCUCCGUUUUUUAAUAGAUGACGCCGUUGACUUUUUCUCACAUGUUUGACCCUUCGUCUUAUUCAAAAAAUUUACGUAAUUAUAAUUUAUUUUGUUAUGAGUUGUUUUAUCAUUCAUAGUACUUUAAGUGUGAUUUAUAUCUUAUACAUUUGCAUAAAAUUUUUGAAUAAGACGAAUGGUCAAACAUGUAAGAAAAAGUCAACGGCGUCAUCUAAUAAAAAACGGAGAGAGUAGUACUAGUAAGUUGAUGAUUUAUGACGGGCAAAAAAUAUGUAAGGUUAUAUCACAACAUUCAGAGCCCCAAUCCAGAUGGAUGGAUGGAUU